Tachysurus vachellii is the source of this 6215-nucleotide messenger RNA. RefSeq names its product protocadherin 2 alpha c (gene pcdh2a39). Gene Ontology annotation, molecular function: calcium ion binding. Bases 497 to 3535 code for a protein of 1012 amino acids. The record is from RefSeq and is a predicted model, not a curated record. Gene Ontology annotation, cellular component: plasma membrane. The transcript is spliced from 4 exons. NCBI's taxonomy places the organism in Eukaryota, Metazoa, Chordata, Actinopteri, Siluriformes, Bagridae. Gene Ontology annotation, biological process: homophilic cell-cell adhesion.
UUAUGAAGGCAAUAUAAAAUGCAAAUAUUUUAACAAACGUCGAUACAAAUAGAUUAUUUUCUCAUUUGUUUCGCAAAUAGGAAUUUAUGGGGCGCACUUUGGCUUUAAGCGAUUUGUCGCUGUUAUUUUUUUUAUUAUUUUUUAUUUUUUGUCUGUGUGUUUGAUGGAGAGGGCGCAGCUCCCCCUCCCCCGCCUGUAGAGUGCAGCGAGCGCAAGGGAGGAGAGAGAAAGAAAGAGAGGGGAGAGGCUGCGGCCAACUGAGAAGAAACAAUAACCAGCUUCGCUGAAUAUUGGGGAAAAAUACAGGGUGAGGACAAAGAAGGGACCAUGGACGGAGAAAGAAAAUAUCCGUUUAAAGUGGAAGCGGAGAGGAGAUUCUGGUCCUCCUGCACAUAGUCAAGGUAGAACGACGGCUCUCCCUGAUUUUUGAUGCCGUUGCAGAAGCAAGCACACGCCGAGCUCGAAAGGCGGAAAACAGUUUUUAAUCCGUCUGCAGAUGCUGUGCCAGCUGGAGAUGGCUGUUGCGGGGCAAUGCAGAAGCAUAAAUGAUAGCAUACGUCUUUGUUUUUAUUUCGUCGUCGUUUUUGUACUGAGUGGCCUUACAAAUGCACAAAUUCGCUAUAGCAUUCCCGAGGAGCUGGAGUCCGGGUCUGUCGUUGGAGAUCUCGUUCGAGAUUUGGGAUUGGACCUUGGAAAGCUCGCGGCUCGCCGGAUCAAAAUAAACUCGGACAACGCGCGGCGCUACUUCAACAUUAACCACAAAACCGGUAAGCUUUCCGUCAGUGACAGGAUCGACCGCGAGACUCUGUGUGAGUAUAGCGGCAGCUGCCUUCUUAGCCUCGAAGUGGUAUUAGAAAAUCCAUCCGAGACGCACAACGUGGAGGUCGAAAUUUUGGAUGCAAAUGACAAUGCGCCGCUUUUCCCCAGAGACGAGUAUCAAUUGGAGAUCUCGGAGGCGGCACAGCCAGGCGCAAAGUUUCCUAUCGAAGGCGCCCAGGACGCUGACGACGCUUCAAAUUCUGUACGCCAUUACCGCCUCUCUCCAAACGAACACCUUGCACUGGAAUCAAACAAACCACCUGCCAGUGGAAAGCACAUAGAACUCAUUUUGAAAAAACCGUUUGACAGGGAGAUGGUGCCAUCUCAUCAAUUACUUCUAACUGCUUCUGACGGAGGCUCUCCCCCACGCUCUGGCACAGCGAAAAUCAACGUGCGCGUUUUGGACACCAAUGACAACGUGCCAAAGUUUGAUAGCUCGGUGUACAAAGUAAAAUUGCGGGAGAAUUCACCCCAUGGUGCUCUGGUGAUUAAACUGAAUGCUACAGACCGGGAUGAAGGCACAAAUGGAGAAGUUUUUUAUUCCUUUAGUUCAUACACACCUGAAAGGGUUCGGCAGAUGUUUAGCAUGGAUUCAGACACUGGAGAGAUUCGCGUCAGGAGUAACGUGGACUAUGAGGAGACCAACAGUUAUGAAAUGUACAUUCAGGCUAUGGAUAGAGGGCAUGGGGCAGUCGCUGUGCACUGCAAAGUAGUUGUGGAGGUGCUGGAUGUAAAUGAUAACCCACCUGAGAUUGUACUCUCUACUCUAUCCAGUCCAGUAAGGGAGGAUGCUCGAGCAGACACUGGGGUGGCGCUGAUUAGUGUUAAUGACCGUGAUUCUGGACAAAACAAACAUGUCACCCUAGACAUUAUACCUCCUGACCUCCCAUUUAAAAUAAAAUCAUUUCGGAACCACUACACCAUAGUCACAGCUGCCUUCCUGGAUAGAGAGACAAUACCAUCAUACAAUGUUACAAUAACAGCAGUUGAUGGUGGAACCCCACCACUCUCCUCUUCAAUGACUGUUCGUGUAGAUGUGGCAGACGUUAAUGACAACCCACCUCGUUUUGAGCAGACAUCAUACACUGUUUAUGUUACAGAGAAUAAUGCUCCAAGUGCUCCUUUGUGUGAGGUAAAGGCCACAGAUCCUGAUGCCAAUGAGAAUGCACGUAUCACAUACACAGUCCUCAAUGACAACAACCAUGGGAUCUCUGUGGGGUCAUAUGUGUCAGUCAAACCUGCCACAGGUGAGGUCUAUGCCUUGCGCUCUUUUGACUUUGAGAAGCUGCGGGAGUUUCAUUUCCAGGUAAAAGCUCAGGACAAUGGUGUGCCACCACUGAGCCGAGUAGCAACAGUUUAUGUUUAUGUUAUGGACUCCAAUGACCACACACCAUGGUUUGUCCACCCAGCAGCAAAUGUUUCUCACAUGGCUGAAACUAUCCUUCGUAAUGCUGAGGCAGGUAUGCUGGUGACUCGCGUGUUGGCAUGGGAUGGGGAUGCAGGGCAGAAUGCUUGGCUACUCUACACACUUGAACAUCCCCCUGAACUUGACCUGUUCAAGGUGCAUGAGCACACAGGUGAGAUCCGAACAACUCGUCGUGUUAUAGAGGACAAUUCUACAGUCUUCAGCCUCACAGUGCAUGUGAAAGAUCAUGGACAGCCACCACGCUCUGCCUCUGCAACCAUUAAUGUUGCUAUCAUGGAGCUUCCUCCAAAAGUGGCUUCUGAUCCUAAACGCAUCAUUAGACCCCAUGGAACUCUUAUUUUCUCCAGUGUUACGUUAUACCUCAUUGUUGCCCUCACUGCCACCACUUUUGUCUUUUUGGUCACUGUUUUUGUCCUUGCCAUUGUGCGUUGCCAUGCCUACUGCAGCCAACCUGAUGCAUGCUCCUGCUCACCUUGCUGUGGUGGAUCCAAAAAGAAGACACCUAAAGAGGGUGGAAGCAAUGGUGGCGGGAGUGGUGGUGGCAGUGGUGGAGCACCAGGUGGCGGUGGAGGAGGAAACCAGCAGCAACAAGCUGUGGCUCUACGAAGGGACCUUAAAGUAGAGCCACACUAUAUAGAGGUUCGUGGAAAUGGAUCUCUGACCAAAACCUACUGCUACAAGACCUGCCUAACUGCCACUUCAGGAAGUGACACAUUCAUGUUUUAUAACAUGGGACGACCUGUGAGUGGAACCUGGGGCUCCGGGGCAGAGAGAUUCUUUACCAGUCAGAGCGGGCAGUUUGUACGCAGGCUUAGUAUGCCAGAUGCCACCGCCAUACAGCCCAAGGGUCCCAAUGCAGACUGGAGAUAUUCAGCUUCUCUCAGAGCAGGAAUGCAAAGCUCAGUCCAUAUGGAGGAGUCAUCUGUGAUGCAGGGGGCUCAGGGCGUUCUGGUCCAGAACUGGCCUACUGUCUCCAGUGCUCCUGAUAAUGAGGGUGGUGAGGUGUCUCCUCCUGUAGGCGCUGGUGUGGACAGUAACAGCUGGCAUUUUCGGUAUGGUCCAGGCCCUGGCAUGCCCCCUCAGCAUCUGAAGCCAGGUGAAGUUCCACCUGAAGCUUUCAUCAUUCCUGGCUCUCCUGCCAUCAUCUCCAUCAGACAGGGGCAGGAUGGUGAUGAUAAGAGUGACUUCAUCACUUUUGGCAAGAAAGAGGAGGCCAAGAAGAAGAAAAAGAAGAAGAAGGAAAAAGAGAAGAAAGACAAGAAGGAAAAAGGGAAAGAUGAUGAUGACUAGAAAUAGAUAUUAUACACAUAUAUAUAUAAGACAGAGAUCUCAACAGGGCUCAUGAUGGAACUGAUUAAUAAGGUGAUAGGUGACGACUAUGUUUAUUUUCUUAAUUUAUGUACUAAAACAAAUAUUCUUUGCUGAGUCAACUUUCAAAAUUGCUGUCAAAAUUGGCUGUACAUAACUCAAUUCACUUUGAUCAAAUUAUUGAUUAGUUUUCCUCCAUGCUCACAGUGCCUGACCACCCAAUUUUCUCAAAAGACAACCGUGAGAUAUAACAAGAUUACUGUUGACACCUCUGUCUUAUUUAUGAUUGUGGUUUCAGUUUUCUGUUCUCAGAAAGGAAGACAAAAUCAGACUUAAAAAGGUUACAAGCAGUGCACCACUUCUGAUUAUCAAGAUACGUAUCAAAAAUAUAAAAAAAGGAAAAAAAGAUGAACAAGUUAGGAACAGAAAAGGAUAAGCUUUGAUACUGGAAGUGGAUUGCAUGCUGGUGUAAAUAUGGUGCCAACAGAGAAGUUGUGUGCCAUGUUGUAAAGAAAAACUGGUUUACUAUGAAGAAACAGUGCUAAACUAAUGCUUCUGCUUGCUCUGCUUUAUGUUUGUGUAUACACUAUGGAGAAGUAUCUCAAAUCAAUAAGGAAUAUGUGGAUAUACCACCUGACACCCAGCAGCAAAAUAAAUAAGAAAGAUAAAACAGCGGUGAAUGGUAUAAAGCAAGCACAUUAUGAUUACCAGCACUCUCUCCCAGUCAUUAUAAGCGCAUUAUCUGAGAAUCUAAAAAUGUAACACUCAUGCACAUGCUUGUACAGGGUCAAAAGUUAACACUCCACUAAUGAUAGCUUCACUUUUGUUGUGCCUAUGUUUGUUUUUUCAAAGAUGCAGCUUUGCCUCAGUAAAUUUUAGUAUGUAUUUAAGCACAGGGCAAAAAUGGAGGAACUAAUGUCUGGCAAAAAAGCAGAAGAGAUUUGGUGCAUGUAGUGGUAACUAAGCUACAUAAACAACAAAGAAUGAUUAAAGACUAAAAUAAUAAUGUGUGUGGUGUUGCUAAGAUGGGUAGCUGAUAUAGUUGUACAAUACAUGUAAAAAAAAACAAAAAAAACAGUGUUAGUGCUAAUGUACACAACAUGCAACCAUCACCCUGAAAAUUUUCAGCGACCUGAAGUGUAUGCUUUGAAUGUUUGGUAUCGCUGCCCUUGAGCCUGUUUUUUUAUUAAACCUUAAACUCUGAUCUUUAAUCUAUUUUUGUGCCUGCUUUCUCAUCUAACAUGAGGAUGUGGUGUAUGGAUUUGUCCUAUACAAAAUACCUUUGCCUUUCUGGUUGGAAGGCUAAAAAAUGUUCAGCUGACUUAGAUAACAAAUUAGGCUUACUCUUGAGUGUUGUUUUAGCAAACAAAACUGUUUUUUAAGAUCUGAUUUUAUAAGCUUUAAUUGAUCUGUAUUGCAUUUGUACAGCUCAUCUUUUGCUCUCUCUGACUCUUUCUACCUUGCUUUAUGCUCUGUUCUGUUUUGAAUGUUGAAUAGGACAGCUCCAGUCAUUGUACUUCAACCAGUACACUGAACAUCACUCCUCUCAGUGUGUAAGUGUGUCACCAGUGAACAGUAUAAUGGAUGCCGGUCCUUGUAUUUCACUGCUUGUAUUUGUCGAGGGUAGACUGGAGGAAACAGAAGGGAGAGUCAAAGAAUGGUCAGGGGGUGGAGUUUCAGCAGAGCAUGACAUGAUGUGAAGUGGCAGUUUUACCUAUUUGAAAUUCAUUUUUUCCUGUUGCUCUACAUAGGAAAUUGAACUGAGAAGGUUACUGAAUUACUGCAGUACAAAGUCUAAAAAUCAACUGACUCCACCCCAUAUUCUAAUCUUUGCACUGAAAGCUUCAUGCUUUUGCUUCAUUGGAUCUCUCCCCCUGUCUGUUUACACUGUACAACCUCAUGACUUAAACCAAUGUCACAGUGGCUCAGCUGUGACUGCUGCAUGACCUAACAAGAAAGGAAUCUCUUACUAGAUAGAUAUAUAUGAAUAUACAUAUAGAUUGCUAUAAUUUUGCUAUUUUUGUUUCUUAUUUGUAUUCCAUUACAUUCACAAGAGAUUUGCAUAUUGUACUGUCUCUGCCAAGCCUUUGCAUAAUGAUAUUUUCCUCACCCACUCAGAGUGUACAUCUACCAUGUUACUAAGCCUUCUACUUAUUUGUAACUGCUUUAUAGUGUGAUGCCCUAAAGCUCCUGCUCAAUUUGCUGUUUUUUGAGUUUGCUUUUGGAAACUAAAUGCGAAAAAAAAAACACAUUUGUGUAUGGCUUUGACAUACUGAUCUAACACUUUAUUAUUGUAACUAAAUUACUAUGUAUGACAACACUAUCUCUUUUCCUUCACCUUUCCCUUUGAAGGAUAAAAAGCUUGAAAAAAAAUGAUGUAAAAUACAGUAUAUGUAGUGUAUGCUUGUACCUAGUGAGCCAUCAUACGAUCAUUAUUUCUCAGUGUCUGGUAGUGGUCAGUAGGUGGUAAAGCACUGUCCAAAUGGGCAGGGCUCAUCUGUUGUAUCUUUUGUACACCUGCUCAUCAAACUGUGACAGUGAAGUAGUAAAAUCCAUUUCUCUCUUUCUCUUUUCUAUUUCAUUUUGAUGAACAAGGUGGUACAGUGUUUUGUUUAAUGAAUCACCAAAAACAAAUAAAGUUUGCUUUCUUAAUAAUGUGAAA